CAAAGAAUUAAGCUAAGAAAAGAAAGAACAAUUAACAAACAAACCACUGGUCAAGGGGUCAAUUCAGCGACAACCCAGUAUUGGGAGUUGAGAGUCCAUCCUCCUCCAAUCAGCCACAAGCCAAAAAAAAAAAAAAAAAUCCAAUAAUGAAGGAACAAGGAAACCCCCAAAUCAACAACCUCCAUUGCUGGGGUGACAUCCCAGAAGAAGACUACUACAAGCUCCAAGGAGGAAUCAAAGCAUCCAAAUCAUUUUACACCUCUCCCAGAGGUCUUAAGCUCUUCACCAGGUCCUGGCUUCCCUCUUCCUCCACCCCUCCUCGUGGCCUCAUCUGUAUGGUCCAUGGCUAUGGCAACGACAUUAGCUGGACUUUCCAAGCCACUCCUAUCUUCCUUGCCCAAAAGGGUUUUGCCUGCUUUGCUCUUGACCUUGAAGGCCAUGGCCAAUCUCAAGGUCUCAGGGCAUUCGUACCCAAUGUUGAUUCUGUUGUUCAAGACUGUCUCUCAUUCUUCAAUUUCGUCAAACAAGACCCUCGCUUUCACGGGCUGCCUUCUUUUCUUUAUGGUGAAUCAAUGGGGGGCGCGAUUUGCCUGCUGAUUCACUUGGCAAAUCCAAAAGGUUUUGAUGGUGCAAUUUUGGUAGCACCCAUGUGUAAAAUCUCUGAUAUUGUGAGACCCAAAUGGCCAAUACCUGAGGUUCUCUCUUUUGUUGCCAAAUUCUUGCCCACUUUGCCUAUUGUUCCGACUGCAGAUCUUAUGUAUAAGUCUGUGAAAGUUGACAAGAAGAAGAUUGUUGCGGAGAAGAAUCCGAUGAGGUAUAGGGGGAAACCAAGAUUGGGGACCGUUCUUGAACUUUUGAGGGUUACUGACUAUUUGAGUCAAAGAUUGAGCGAGGUAAGUAUUUCGUUUAUUGUAUUACAUGGGAGUGCAGAUGUUGUUACUGAUCCAAAUGUAAGCAGAGCUUUGUAUGAAGAGGCGAAGAGCAAGUAUAAGACUAUAAAGAUCUAUGAUGGGAUGAUGCAUUCUUUAUUAUUUGGAGAAACUGACGAGAAUGUUGGAAUUGUUCGCAAUGAUAUUCUGUCCUGGUUGAAUGAUAGAUGCUCUGAAUGAUAGGGUUGGAUUCAAAUUGUUGAUUUUAUUAACUAGUCAUAAUUUUCAAUUGUAUUAUGGAUGAAUGAAUUCAUAAACAUUCUACAAAUUAAUGAUGGGCGCUGACUAUUAUCUCAUCCGAUCAA
Quercus robur (English oak) is the source of this 1234-nucleotide messenger RNA. RefSeq names its product caffeoylshikimate esterase. The transcript has a single exon. The record is from RefSeq and is a predicted model, not a curated record. Bases 147 to 1109 code for a protein of 320 amino acids. Gene Ontology annotation, molecular function: lipase activity. Lineage: Eukaryota; Viridiplantae; Streptophyta; Magnoliopsida; Fagales; Fagaceae. Gene Ontology annotation, cellular component: membrane.